GCUUUUGGUUUUUUGUAUCAAUAAUUUUUGAUUUUAUUUUCAUUUUGUUAUUUCUUUUCUUUGUAUUUGUUCGUUUAUUUUUUUAUAAACUACGCAACACUAAAUACCUUAUUUUUUCCAGUUAAGUGCAUAUAUCACAAAAUGUUGCUGGAAUUUUUGUUUGGACAACUGUUGUUUCUACCUUUGAUUUACGGAAGUAACAUUACUGCUCUAAACCCUAUAAAGUCAUACAAUAUUACAAUGCCCUUGAAUGAAUCUUCGAGCAAUAACACCAAGAUAACUCUUGUCACCGAAGGAGGGGCUAUUACACAAAUCAACUCUAACUUGACCUUGCCUAAAGAUAACAACACUGUCCUUAUGGAUUUGAAUAAGGAAUUAGGUACACCUAAGAACAGAUCUAUCGCUGCCCGGAAAGGAGUGAAACUAGAAGAGUAUGAACACAAUGAAUCUAUUGUUGUUAACUCAAUGUCAAAUGACGAUCAAAUAACAGUCAAGCUUAAUAAUACUGAAAUAAAGAAAAAUCAUUCAUCUAAAAUGGGAAACAGUUCCAGAAUCGACUCUUCACUGAAUCUGAAAAGUACAGAAGUAAAAACUACCCACAAACCACACAAGCCUGAAGUUUUAUCAUAUGAUGAUUUAUCUGGUACAAAUCAGAAUGCUGAAGUUGUUAAAACAUCUUCCAAAACAUUUAUCUCUGAUCAAAUACCAAAUCCUAAUGCAGAUAAUACGAAAAGUUCAAUGAGUGAUGGUAACCAACCUGGUAUGAUCAUGCCAGUUGUUAUAACAAUUUUGACAGUACCACUAUUUGUAGCAUUAGGAUUCAUGGCAUUGAGGCGUGGUCGAGAAGCUUGGAAGAAUAGACAUUACAAAAGGAUGGAUUUUUUACUAGAUGGAAUGUACAAUGAUUAGAAUAACUAUGAAAUAAUGAAAUGUCAUUGACAUAGGGUUUUAUAUUAAUUAUCUUUGAUCAUAAUGAGGUAAAUAAUGUCAGUAUUAUCAAAGUGGCUGCAUAAAAAUAUCUAAAUCGUACUGUAGACUACAUCAUCUAAUGCAAAAAGAGAAUUCAGUGCAGCCAUUGUUCAGUAUUGCCUGCAGUAACAUGUUAAUGACAUUACUCAAAAAUCUACUUGAAAGUACAUAUUAUGAAUUUAUUUCAGUCAAUGCUCAAAUUUGUAACUGUCAUGUAACUUGUAGCAAUAAAAUGGUGCUCCAAGUGCCUUAUUAAAAGCAAAGAUCAGAAAAAGUGAUUUUGAUUGUGAUCAGAGAAGUGGUUGUGUGUUAUUUCUACAACCUAACAGAUAAAAAAAAACAAUUAUUUGUUCUAUUGCCAUUUAGUUCCAGAAAUCAAAAUUUAUUACAAAUUAUGUCUUAUAGAAAGUUUUUCUGAUCUCUGCUAAUUAAUGUUGAUAUUAAUUAAUCAAAAUAUAUUUUUGUAUAACAUAUUUAAUGUUGUAUUAAGAAUCAAUUUUUUUGUGAUAUUUAUAGAAUUUAUUUUACUGUUAUAAAUUGGUAAAGAGAUCUUAUUCAAGUAGUUACCAUAUUUGUUAUUCUAUUAAUAGUAUUAAUUAAAAAACAGUUUUUAUCAAAAAUCAUCAUGUUUACUGGUACAAUAAGAUCAUUAAAAAAUGAAAAAUUAUGAAAUUUACCCCCUUUAACAGUCAUGUAGGCUGUUAUAGGGGGUAAAUUUCAUAAGGUGUAAAUAAUUAUAAGUAAGCAUUUCCUUUGGGUAUUGAUAUAACCACCUGUCUUUUAAAGAGUUCUUGGGAGUGCAUAACUUAAAAACACAUUUUUAUAUCAAUAAAUUUACUCAACAUGUAGUUAUGCAGUGUGGUUCCCGGCACUUUUGAAAAGAUCCACUACAUGGUUAAUCCAUCUUUCCCAAGGAUGUCGUAAAAGACGACUAUGGGAAUAGCUCAUAAACUGGGGAUUCUUCUUUUAGGCGAUGGGCUAUCAACCAGUAAUUAUUUGAAUCUCAGUUUCAUCAUUAAGCCAUACAGUUGAGUAUGGUCUUUUAGUCUUUGAGAGGCUGGUGGCUUUGUCUACCCUGAAAGCGAUAUAGACGUGAUUAUAAUCAUGCAAAAUUAUGAUAUCUAACAUUUCCUUUUUAACAUUAUAAAAGUAAGUACAUACAGAAAUGUAAUUGGAAGAUUGCAAAAUUCUACUUAUGUGUGUCUUGAAAAUUCCAUUUUAAAACAGCUCACUGCAUAAUUAAAAAAAAAAUUCGCAAAUAAUGUGAACAUGUGAAGAAAUAGAAUGUAAACCUUGUAAUAUUGAUUAUCCUGUAAAGGCUUAAGUAGGUAUGUUUAUAUGUAAAUGUAUAUAAACUUAUGAGCAUUUAUUGUGUUCCAAUCAAUAUUAUUUUUUAUAUCUUAUCAUUAAAGGUUCUUAUUUGUA
Molecule: messenger RNA, 2394 nt
Organism: Amyelois transitella
Lineage: Eukaryota; Metazoa; Arthropoda; Insecta; Lepidoptera; Pyralidae
Exons: 1
Coding region: 142-909 (255 amino acids)
Source: RefSeq, a predicted model, not a curated record